Messenger RNA from Cercospora beticola, 849 nucleotides. Its product is annotated as cell wall mannoprotein 1 family protein. Gene Ontology annotation, cellular component: extracellular region. NCBI's taxonomy places the organism in Eukaryota, Fungi, Ascomycota, Dothideomycetes, Mycosphaerellales, Mycosphaerellaceae. The record is from RefSeq and is a predicted model, not a curated record.
AUGAAGCUCUCUCUUCUAGGCUUCGCCAUUGGUGCAUUGGCAGCAACCAUUGCAACUCGAGAUACUGCUACGCUAGCCCAAGAUGUUCAGGCAGCGAUCGAUGCUGUCAACGACUUCGACGCCACCAUCACCAGCUACAGUGGCCAAGGUGACAAUGACAAGGUCAAGAGCAAGCUGGAUGCAAUCACAACCGCACUCAGCAAGGGUGCAACUGAUGCUAAAGCGUCUGAAUCAAUCGAGCAAGCCGACGCCCUUUCUCUUGCUUCGCCAGUGCAAGACCUAGCGAAGGCUGUGCAGCAGGCGUUGACAGAUUUGACUGCUCAGAAGAGUGCGCUUGCUUCUGCCGGUGCAGCCCAGGAUGUGCUGAGCAAGCUCCAAGAAGCUGACAAGGUACAGAAGGACUUGGUCGACACCGUGGUCAGCAAGGUUCCACCAUCACUUGCCCCAGUCGCUUCAGGAGUCAUUAAACCAGCUCAGGACCAGCUGGCCAGCGUCAUUGCUGAUUUCGAGAGUGCUGGUGGUGGCUCAGCAGCGUCCGGAAGUUCUGGUGAAAGCUCCUCUCCGGCUCCGGCUCCGGCUCCGGCCGCGCAACAAGGACAAAACGCGUCACCAGCAGCUUCAGCGCCCGACGCCGCAGCGCCGAAAUCCGCUCCAGCAGGAUCACCAGCAGGGUACGGCGCUCCAGGGGCGGGUUCGCCUUCGAUGACUAGCGCUGCGAGCAAUACUACUGGCAAUGCUCCUACAGGAACCUUCACACCUGCGGCAUACACGGGUGCUGCUGUACCGAUCGUUGGACAAGGUUCUGUGGCUGCCAUCGCUGUAGCACUGUUAGCUGGGCUUGCCUUUUAG